AUGAUGAUGCUCCGCCAGCUCGCGCGUCCUGUCCGCAGCUUCUCGUCGGCCGCCGCCGCUUCCUGCGUCACCUUGGAGAAGCAGGGUACGAUCGGUAUCCUGCGGCUCAACGAUCCUGGUCGCCUCAACGCGCUCACGGCCGACAUGGGCGACCGCGUCGAAGAGCUCGUCCAAGAAAUCUCGGAUCGCGCCAACGAGUUCUCCGCCAUCGUGCUCACGGGCGAGGGCCGCGCGUUCUCGGCCGGCGGCGACUUGGACUUUCUCACGCGCCGUAGCCUCGACACGCCGACGCGCAACAGCGUCACGAUGCGCAAGUUUUACGGCCGCUUCCUCAGCCUCCGGUCGCUGCCCGUGCCGCUCAUCGCGGCCAUCAACGGCCCCGCGAUCGGCGCCGGCAUGUGCAUUUCGCUCUUUGCCGACCUCGGCUUUACGUUUGUGCACCUCGGGCUGCACCCGGGCAUGGCCUGCACGCACUUUUUGCCGUCGAUCGUUGGCCCCGAGAAGGCCAACUACUUGCUCAUGAGCGGCAAGGUCAUUUCGGGCCAAGAGGCGCAUGAGUAUGGCGUCGUGUCCAAGGUGGUCGAGAAGGAGGAUGUUGUCGCCGAGGCCAUCAAGAUCGCGCAGGACAUGACGUCCGGUUCGUCGGUGGCGACGCGCAGCCUCCUUCGGUCGCUUCGCCUCAAGCAGGACGAGGGCCUCGAGCGCGCGUUGUGGCGCGAAGCCGACAGCCAAGCCAACUGCUACGCAACCGCCGACUACCGCGAAGGCGUCGACGCGAUCAAGACGAAGCGCAAGCCCAACUUUGUGACGCUGGAACACUUCAAGGAAGAGUUGUAA
This is a messenger RNA of Saprolegnia parasitica CBS 223.65, 837 nucleotides long. RefSeq lists its product as hypothetical. Gene Ontology annotation, cellular component: mitochondrion. Lineage: Eukaryota; Oomycota; Saprolegniomycetes; Saprolegniales; Saprolegniaceae. The transcript has 8 exons. Gene Ontology annotation, biological process: fatty acid beta-oxidation. Gene Ontology annotation, molecular function: enoyl-CoA hydratase activity. Bases 1 to 837 code for a protein of 278 amino acids. The record is from RefSeq and is a predicted model, not a curated record.